AUGUCUUCAUGCUUUCGUGUGCAACAUUUAUUCUCUGCAUCUAGGCUCGACACGGAAGAGAACCCAAUUCUCGAUAAGAGACUUCAAAAUGCUCCGGCUCAUUCUACACAAUUUGUACCACCACAACAACAAUUCGGAAUUGCAUUGUUGGGAGUUCAUGGAUCGGGACGAACAACACUCAUGUUUCAGUAUGCCUAUAGUUUGAUAAGAAAUGAUCCGACAAGUAGUGUCAUGAUUUUACUUCAUCGGAAUGCUUCUCCGCCACUUCCGAUAUUUGAUGAAGAUGAUCCACAGGUUACCGCAUGUUUGAAACGAAUUGAAGUGAAAUAUAUUGAUACAUAUAAUUUGUUAGUGGCUUUCUUGGCAAACAUUCAAUUAUUGCCGGACGAUAGCUUACCUAGGUUUAUAUUUGUAGAUAAUUUGUCAACAUUUUUUGUAGCUCAUCAAAAGGAAAAUCCAUAUCUGUCGAUUGUGGAUGUUGAGGAUGAUGAUGGAGAGGAAUUUAAUUUUGCCAUGAUGCCCGAGCAUAAUGCAAAUACAAAUCAAUUAUUGGGAUUCGGAGGACAAAAAUCAUCGAGUGCAGCAACAAAUACAUCUUAUUCGGUGACGGAGGCUCUUCACAUUCGAGUGUUUGCAUUAUUGCAAAAUACAUGCUACUUUCUUUCCAAGAAAUUUCCUCAAUCGUCUCCGAAUUUUAUGGUCACAGAUAUUGAUGAGACAUAUCCAUUCUAUGCACGAUGGUGCCCACUUGUAUUAACUCUGGGUCACUAUCGUAACGUGAAUCCAGUCGUAGGGACAGCCUCAACACAACAGCCUCAGCCGCCACAACAACAACACAACAACAAAUCUCACCAAUUCAUUCUUAAAGUGGCACUUAUUAACGAGAUGCAUGAUCCUUACCGAUUGAAAGCAGUGUAUGAGCUCUCAGAAACCGAAUGUAUUUUGAAAAAGUUAGAUUAUGCAGUGCCCAAGUUUGCAUGA
This is a messenger RNA of Naegleria fowleri, 981 nucleotides long. RefSeq lists its product as uncharacterized. Gene Ontology annotation, cellular component: Shu complex. The record is from RefSeq and is a predicted model, not a curated record. The transcript has a single exon. Gene Ontology annotation, molecular function: single-stranded DNA binding. The coding region runs from base 1 to 981 and encodes 326 amino acids. Gene Ontology annotation, biological process: double-strand break repair via homologous recombination. NCBI's taxonomy places the organism in Eukaryota, Heterolobosea, Eutetramitea, Acrasida, Naegleriidae.